This is a messenger RNA of Puccinia graminis f. sp. tritici CRL 75-36-700-3, 1026 nucleotides long. RefSeq lists its product as uncharacterized. Lineage: Eukaryota; Fungi; Basidiomycota; Pucciniomycetes; Pucciniales; Pucciniaceae. Gene Ontology annotation, molecular function: protein binding. Gene Ontology annotation, cellular component: catalytic step 2 spliceosome. Bases 44 to 958 code for a protein of 304 amino acids. The transcript is spliced from 5 exons. The record is from RefSeq and is a predicted model, not a curated record. Gene Ontology annotation, biological process: mRNA splicing, via spliceosome.
CAACCUCAUCUCUCGGGAUUCGCGCGCCGUACUUCCUUCACAGAUGAGCAGUCAGUUGGCCCACACCUCUCCGGCUUUGCAAUGUCAGUUGGAGCACAAAGGGAUCGUCCAUGUUGCAACGUUCAAUCAUGGUGCCCAGUACGUGCUAACCGGUGGGCAGGAUCGAACGAUUCGACUCUGGAAUGCUAAGACCGGAAAUUUCAUCAAAGACUACAGCGGUCAUGGGUAUGAGAUAUUAGGGAUCGCAGUCUCACCAAAUAAUUCGUUCCUUGGAAGUGUUGGUGGUGAUCGUUCGGUCUUCUAUUGGGACGUAUCAACCGGCGCCAUCCUGAGACGCUUUAGUGGUCACACUGGUGUGAUCAAUGCAUGUGCUUUCAAUUUCGACGGCAACUUGCUCAUCAGUGGAAGUUUCGAUGCUUCCGUGCGAGUUUGGGACAUCAAAUCUCAACAGCGCCAUCCAAUUCAAAUUUUUCAAGAUGCGAAGGACUCCAUCACUUCGAUCAUCGUAUCCGGGAGCGAAUUCAUCACUGGCUCGGUGGACGGCUAUGUUCGCUCAUACGAUAUCAGGAUGGGGCAAAUGAUGGAAGAUUAUUUUGAAGACCCUGUGACAUCGAUUCACUUGCUGAAGGACUCCAAAACGAUGGCCGUUUCUACGCUAAAUUCAACGAUCCGCCUCAUGGACCGUGAAAGAGGUGAAAUGCUACAAAAGUUUACCGGCCAUCGGGCUUUAAAUUAUCGAAGUCGCAUAAGCAUGAGCUAUGAUGAAGCUCAAGUGCUUGCUGGAGAUGAGGAUGGGCUACUAUGGGCAUGGGACCUUGAGAGUGGAAAGAAAAACGCAGGGAUGAGCUUUGAAGCCCAUCAGAAACACGUGACUUGGGUAGAAUGUCACCCAAAAACAAAUUGUUUCAUUACAGCAGCUGCAGAUGGCCUUACAAGGCUUUGGAACCUCGGAAAAUAAUAUUAAAAGUUCUUUUUUCUGCUGUGGUGAUUCCUAAUAAAUGCCCCAAGAAUCCCUCAAAGCGAGUG